UAUCCCCACGAAACGCAAAUUUUCAGUUUGGCAUCAGAAAUGUGUUUGAACGACGUAAAAAGUAAAUAAUUCGAAUUAUGAUGGCAGAAACACAACCGAGCCGAUUUGAGAAAUCCUUAGGACUUCUGACCACCAAGUUCGUGAGCCUUUUGCAAAAGUCUCAGGGUGGUGUUUUGGAUUUGAAAGUUGCGGCGGAUUUUUUAGCUGUCAGGCAAAAGAGGCGUAUUUAUGACAUAACUAAUGUGCUAGAAGGUAUCGGACUGAUUGAGAAAAAGAGCAAAAACAGUAUUCAAUGGAAACCUUACACAUAUCGGGAUUGUAUCCAAGGAGGAAAUUCUCAAGAAUUUUCAGUUAAAGUCACUGAACUAAAAGAAAAAUUAGCUAAAUUAGAUGAAUAUGAACAGAAAUUGGACCUUCACAAGUUGUGGGUAACACAAAGCAUUAAAAACAUAACUGAAGAUUUGGAAACUAAGCAAUAUUUAUAUGUUACAAAAGAUGACUUGUUAUCAGCUUAUGAAUCAGACCAAAUAAUACUACUUAUAAAUACCCCUGUUAACCAAACUAGUGUAAAGUUUAAAAACAAUAGUGAAGAGCUUUCAUUGAAUUUCAAGGCUGAAAAACCUAUUGUAGCUAAUCUAUUGAGAAAUGAAGAAAAGAUUGAGGAAGAUGUCAAAGAUGAAAACAUUAAAAAAAGGAAAAUUAAUCAUAUUGAAUAUGUGGAAGAUAAAAGAAGAUGUUAUUCAGUGGAAAAUGAUCCAGAAUUAUUGACUGCUGAAAUUUUAUUUAGAACAAUACCAAACAAUAAUAUUUAUAAGCUUAAUGAAGGCAUAGUUUCAAGUACAGAUCCGUUUUUGCGACUGAGUCCACUUCCAUUCACUGAAGAUUUUUCAUUUGGUUUAUCAGAGUCAGAAGGACUAAGUGAUUUGUUUGACAUUACUGUGCCAAACGAAUAGUUUAAAGAUGAUGUAAAUAUGUGCAGUUUUUAAUUGAGGAUCAACUAUUUUGUUAUUGAAAAGUGAUUUAUUCGGGGAGACGAAAAAUAUUUAUCAAGUGUUGUAAUUAUACAAAUUGGGGUAAAUGUUUUGGUUUACCUUUUUUUGUUAUCUCAUGCAUUAUUAUGAAUGUGACAGAGUACUUUUUAAUUUAUAAUAUUUUUGUUAAAUAAAUUUACAAAGUAACGCCAAAA
Molecule: messenger RNA, 1186 nt
Organism: Aethina tumida (small hive beetle)
Lineage: Eukaryota; Metazoa; Arthropoda; Insecta; Coleoptera; Nitidulidae
Gene: E2f2
Product: transcription factor E2F5
Exons: 5
Coding region: 78-953 (291 amino acids)
Biological process (GO): regulation of transcription by RNA polymerase II
Cellular component (GO): RNA polymerase II transcription regulator complex
Molecular function (GO): protein dimerization activity; DNA-binding transcription factor activity, RNA polymerase II-specific; RNA polymerase II cis-regulatory region sequence-specific DNA binding
Source: RefSeq, a predicted model, not a curated record